Molecule: messenger RNA, 2342 nt
Organism: Homalodisca vitripennis (glassy-winged sharpshooter)
Lineage: Eukaryota; Metazoa; Arthropoda; Insecta; Hemiptera; Cicadellidae
Product: peptide transporter family 1-like
Exons: 16
Coding region: 68-2179 (703 amino acids)
Biological process (GO): oligopeptide transport; transmembrane transport
Cellular component (GO): membrane
Molecular function (GO): dipeptide transmembrane transporter activity
Source: RefSeq, a predicted model, not a curated record
GAGAAAAGUGUUGUGAUACCAUAUCUGUCCAACAGCUGACAAGCUUAGUAGUAGCAGUAGUAGCGACAUGACUUCCCACGAGGAUAUUGCAGAACUUAACUCUUCAAAUGGAACCAUUGCAAACAACUCUGAUAAUCCCGAAGAAGGUAAAAAGAAUUUAAAGUAUCCGAAACAAGUGUUUUUCAUAAUCAGCAAUGAAUUCUGUGAGCGAUUUUGCUACUAUGGGAAUAGAACCAUUUUAGCAAUCUAUCUACAGCAAAUGUUGAAGUACUCUGAAGAUGAUGCCACUAUCAUCUACCAUAGUUUUGUCAUGCUGUGUUAUUUUUUCCCCAUCAUUGGGGCAAUUAUUGCUGACUGCUUCUUGGGGAAAUUCAGAACCAUUCUCUACUUGUCCAUCCUCUAUGUGAUUGGAAACAUCACUUUGUCGACAGCCUCCAACUUCUCACUUCCAAUCAACCAUACGGCGUUUUCUCUUCUGGGCCUCUUCCUAAUAGCAGUUGGUACGGGAGGGAUCAAACCAUGUGUCUCAUCAUUUGGAGGUGACCAGUUUGUUGUACCUCAGCAAGAGAAACAGUUGGCUUCAUUCUUCAGUGUAUUCUACUUCUCCAUCAACGCUGGUAGCCUGAUAUCCACCUAUCUUACCCCUGAACUGAGGGUGAUGAGUUGUUUUGGUGCAGAUUCCUGCUACCCAUUAGCGUUUGGUGUUCCUGCUGCACUAAUGAUAACAGCACUGGUUGUAUUCGUUUGUGGAAAAUCUCUAUAUACCAUGAAAAAUCCUCAAGGAAACAUCUUGGUCGAAGUAUCAAAAUGUAUUGGAAGAGGAGUUUGGGGUAAAUUGUUCGGCAAGGAGAAAAAACAACACUGGCUGGAUCAUGCAGAAGAAAAGUGCAGUUCAGAGCUAGUUCGAGAUACAAAGAUCCUUUUAGAAUUAAUUUAUCUCUUUUCACCAACAAUUUUGUUCUGGGCUUUAUAUGAUCAACAGGGUUCCAGGUGGACAUUUCAAGCCGUACAUAUGAAUGGGAAAAUUGGCAGCUUCACAAUCAUGCCUGAUCAGAUGCAAGUUGUCAAUCCUGUACUUAUAAUGGCCUUCAUACCCUUAUUUGAGCUGGUUAUCUACCCGUUGCUGGCCAAACUGAGACUGAUAAGAACAUCUAUACAGAAGCUGUUCUGGGGAGGAAUUAUUGCUGCUGUCGCAUUUGCCAUUUCAGCAUAUGUUGAAUAUAAAGUACAGGACGCAUAUGCAGUUCUACCAGCAGCAGGUGAAUCGCAGUUACGAAUUUACAACAGCUACGACUGUCCGCUGACAAUUGACGCUACAGACAGCAGUAGUCACAAAUACUCAUGGACUGUUGGAAGUAUGGAUCUGUUAGAAGACAAGUCUAUACCUGUGACAGGCAAUACGACUUUGUCCUAUUCUGCGUCAUUUACUGGCACAGGCUGCCCAGCACUGUCACCCGUCUCAGACGGAUCGUUGACACUGUUUGAGGCUGAGGCAGUUUCAUUUAUUACAAGUGAACAAACAUCCGGUUCCACAGCGAUGUUAAAUAUUGAAAGAGUGGACAAGAAAUUUGAUGACCUUUCAAAGGCAGAUACUGCUCAACCAAAAGUUAGGAUAGUAUACAGAGUGAAUAGUAACAGCACAUUUACGUUAGCAAGUAGCGAUGGCAGCUCGAUAUCUGGUGACUUAUACAUGACUGCACAUGCUACAGAUGUGUACAUUGUAACCUCUGCUAGUGGCUAUGUUCUGACAAUAAACGACAAGACUGUUGCAACUGGUCUGAACCUCGAUGUGGGCGGAGUGUACUCUUUGCUGGUAGCAGAAAACAGUAAUAAUGAGGCUCACCUGUUCACAUUAACUCCACCGAAUAGUGUUCAUAUCCUUUGGCAGCUGCCUCAAAUUAUUGUCAUCUCAGCAGCAGAAAUCAUGUUCUCCAUCACAGGACUUGAAUUUUCUUAUUCAAAGGCUCCUCAAAGUAUGAAGUCAGUUAUUUCUUCCUUGUGGCUUCUGACAGAUUCUCUGGGCAAUUUGAUCAUUAUACUUGUAUCAGAGUUCACCAAAGAUAUUCCUCAGGUGUAUAUGCUUUCGUCAUUUGCCAUCUUGAUGGUAAUAGUGAUGGGGAUAUUUGUUCUGCUGGCACGAUGUUACUCCAGGGCCAUGAAGAAGUUGACUGUUGACUGAACACUAUUGUUACAGUAAAUGUCAUUUCCCGGAAGUUUGUAACACAUUCCAAUUGAUGACAAUCAGCAGGAACGUGAGAAUAUGAACUCAAAUCUGUUUUCUACAUUGUUUAUUUAUUUUUGUAAAUAUUUAACUAUGUGUAUAAAAAAUACUGCCAUUUUAA